Messenger RNA from Symbiodinium natans, 960 nucleotides. The record is from the annotation of a GenBank genome assembly. NCBI's taxonomy places the organism in Eukaryota, Dinophyceae, Suessiales, Symbiodiniaceae.
AUGACUUUGUUGUUCCAGCAUGAAUCUCAAUGUGAACACAUGCCUAUGUGGGGCAUUCAGCCUGGGCCUUGCCCUGUGCAUUUCGGAGGCUUUCUUUGCGGAGCUGGCUACUUGUGGCGACUUCCGGAAGGGCCAGCACAGCAAUCCCCCCACCUUGUGGAAGCUGGCCGCAAGAAGGCCAAUGCUGAAGUUUGCAGGGGCGACGAAGGUCCCUCGACGCCAACCGAGGACAUCGAAGAGCCAGCCAUCACACUACAGAAGGUGCCAUUACCAGUCGUGGAGCCGCCCGCAGAGCAGGAGGAGAGGCAGGUGCUGUUUGCGUCCGAGCCAAGUUCCGAAAGUCAGAACUUGGGCAAUUACUCCCUGUGGCAGUGGCUUGAUGGAUGGUUUGAAGCCAGGCCAGGCUCCCCCGAAACCCCGGAUGGAUGGUCCGGCUCCCCUGGUGAAGUCGCUGACCUGUCAGACCGGGCAUCAUUGGAAGCUUGCGAGGACGCUGAUCUCGCAGAUCCGCCUUUGGUGUUGGCGGACGUUUACCGACAAGCACGAGAGCCAGAGCGGGAAGCACUGGAGCAGCUGCUAGACUACCACAUCAUCUCGCAGCAUGAGUUUCACAACUCCGAACUUCCUCGUGAUCACCUUUCCAGACUCCUCAGGGUUGGUCUUGAGCUCGUCGCCAAGCCUGUUCCACUGACGCAGGUGGCCGCCGCAGAGUACACAAGGCGGCGCAUGGAGGAGUUGGAGCCACCUCAUUGGGUUCGAGACAUGCUGGCCAUUCUGCGGGGAGGCGACGCCAAAGAAGCGUUUGAGAUUUGCCAGCAAAUCCGAAGCCUCCCGGUAGAAAGUGUAGACCUUCUGCAGCAGGCCGGGGUGAAACAGGCCAUCAUAGCUGCCACGCAAAGGCAUCCAUGCAUAUCGCUCCAGGGUGACAAAGCUCUCGCCUGGCUCCAGAGCGCAGCCUAG